Penicillium alfredii is the source of this 444-nucleotide messenger RNA. RefSeq lists its product as uncharacterized. The coding region runs from base 1 to 444 and encodes 147 amino acids. NCBI's taxonomy places the organism in Eukaryota, Fungi, Ascomycota, Eurotiomycetes, Eurotiales, Aspergillaceae. The transcript has 2 exons. The record is from RefSeq and is a predicted model, not a curated record.
AUGUCCAAUUUUCUUGAACUGCUCGAUAUCGUGUUGGGCCUGAUUCAGCAUGGCGCUUGUCCACACGCGGGGUUCAACUUCCAUUUCAUGAAACUCCGCAAUUUCUUGAGUGGUUUUAGAAAAUUGAUUGGCCGUGGUUUUGAUGCCAUCCUGAAGAUCUUUCAUGGUCACAAACCCACCCAACAUCCCAGCGUCGCGCUCCCCUUGAACUCCCACCGAGCACCCCGAGUCCGGAGAUUCGACCGUGCUCAUCGUUUCAGCGAGGCUCACUCCCCGCAGAAACGAGAGGCUAUCAGGCAGGAUCUGGACAUCAACGCGAUCGCGAAUAUAUGCCUUCAUCUCAACAUGAUUUCCAUGCGCAAGUUCGAUCAGUUUGCACAAGUAAACGGCUCGGCGAAAACCACGACUGCAGGUGUGGCUUCCGCCUCGUAUCGGCCCACGUGA